This is a messenger RNA of Mytilus trossulus (common blue mussel), 2264 nucleotides long. RefSeq names its product protein yellow-like. Bases 218 to 1504 code for a protein of 428 amino acids. The record is from RefSeq and is a predicted model, not a curated record. NCBI's taxonomy places the organism in Eukaryota, Metazoa, Mollusca, Bivalvia, Mytilida, Mytilidae. The transcript has a single exon.
UUUAAAGUCGUGGUAAUAAUGAUCAAAAUACCUGUCUUAUCGGGGUAUUAAAGGGAUGGUCAAACGGCUAUACAUGUGAAAAUCAUCGACCUAUAUUUCUGGUUACAAGACACAUAAAGUUUCUCCUGUGAAUCAUUGCUGUAAAGUACAGGAAGAUUACAUAAUUAGACAGCUGUGUGUGACAUCCAAUUAACUGACUUCGCUGACAGUGAGAAAGAUGGCAAACUAUCUAGCGUUCUUGUUUUAUUUUCAAGCUUUUGGAAUAUUUACUGCGCUAUGCUCUGUUAAACCAAACAUUGUUUACGAAUGGGAGACCGUGGAUUUAGUGUGGCCUAAUUCCUCAGUUAAAGAUGAAUAUAUACAAAGCAAGAAAUUUAUCCCUGAAAACAAUGCAAUUAAUGGAAUAAAAAUGUACAAGGAUAGUAUCUACUUGACAAUUCCAAAGCUUAAAGAUGGCGUGCCGUUUUCGUUGGUAAAAGUUCAGAAUGAUACAUCUAAGAAUCCGCUACUUAGUCCAUACCCUAAUUGGGAUAUUCAUCUUGAAGGGGAUUGCUCAAAGAUGCGAUUAAUUCAAAGUAUGGAGAUUGAUCCUUAUACAGGAUAUAUGUGGAUCAUAGAUACAAGCUUUGUUCCGCGUGCCAGUAUUAACAUUGCUGAUCAGUGUCCUAGUAAAAUCAUUAUUUGGGACCUGGAAAAUGACGUCGAAAUCCACCGACACACAUUCCCUUCUUCUGUUACUGGGCCAGGUAUGUUUUAUUUGAAUGACAUCGUUCUUGACUUCAAUAGAAAUAAAACAGCAAGAUGGGCAUACAUAUCAGACACCUUAGGGCAUAGAUUAAUUGUUUACGACAGGGAACUUGACAUUUCUUAUGCAUUUAGUCAUCCAUCAAUGAAACCAGUACAAGAAUAUGCCAGUAUAACAAUAGGUAACGUCACGAACGUUUACUCCCCUCUUGGAAUAAAUGGCAUUGCAAUGUCAUCUGAUCUUAAAAACGUUUAUUAUUGCCCUCUAGCUGGAGUCGGUUUAUACCGGAUCCCAACAGCUUUAUUACGCAAAAGCUCAUCUUCGGAUUCUGAUUUCUCAAGAGAGGUAAUUCAUGUGGGAAACAAAAUGUUUCAGAGUGAUGGAAUAUAUUACGGUAGGAAACAUAACCUGUAUUAUUCCACAUUGGGACCAAGAAGUGUUUACCAGUGGUCGAUGACACCAAUAUCUGACAACGUCAAACCUGGCAGACAGACAGUGAUUGCUCAGGACGAUAUGAUCGAAUGGGUUGAUUCCUUUGCUUUUGAUGAAAGUGGCUAUUUAUGGUUUGUUUCUAACAACUUGAAUACGCACUUUUCAAACGAUACAGUCAAGGGCUCGUCGAAUUUCUUCGUUUGGAAACUCUUUGUCGACGACAGCAGUUACUUGAGAUUUUCCGAUGAUACUAGCUCAGCUGCAUCAUGUUCCCUUGACUUUUUUGUUUGUAUGCUUAUAUUGUUGUGUUCUUUUAACUUCUGGUAACUGUUUUUCAAUCUAAAAUUAAUACAUGCCAAUUUAUUCUUACUGCGCAUUUUGCACAAUAUUUCUAUAUUUAAUAUUAUCAUUAAUAAACCUAGUAUAUUAAGUUGUGUAUUUGUUUUAUGUCGACCGUCUGUCGAUUAGUACUUCUACAAUAAAUCUAUGUAUUUUUAUUACACUACAAAUCAUGUACAAAGAAUAAAGUAUAGAAAAUAAAACACAAGGGACACGUCAACACGUAUAAUAAACUUUUAUAUAAGUAUCGAUUUUCUCUUAUGAGUGUCUAGAUUUUUAAACUUGAAAUGUAUAAAACAAAUGAAACAUAAGGAAAUGUGGUUUUAUUGCAAAUGAGACAACUAUCUUCCGGUAUCAAAGACCAAAAGGACAUGGAUUUAGAGGUGUAUUUGAAGAAUGAAACUUGGGACGACAAAAAUAAGUAUUGAGAUGUAAAAACGUUUUCUUAAUAUUCACUUUUUUUUAACUUAAAAUAAAUAAAUCUUCAGAUUGCCGUAUAAUUUUUAGGAUAUUGCCCUCUACCUUGUUUUUAUAAACGAUUUUAAGUCACGUACAAGACAAUACCAGGUCUAGUAUUACAUAUACAGUUGAAUAUAUAUUUCAAUAAAACAUAUGACAUGACAUAUGACUUUGCUGUUAUAUAUUCAGGAGUAAAUAAAUAAUAACGAUGAUGCGUUUUUUUAUUUUUAAACAACCUACAAUUUUGUGAUUUAUCAAACAUAUUAUCUGAAUAAAUUAAAGUAAGACU